AUGUGGAAUGACUAUGUAGACAUUCCUUGGACAUCACAUGGUGAACAAUUACCCAUAAUAAAUGAAGAGGCAACACAUCCCUCAUCCCCACAGCAAGUUAUGCCAAACCAUGAUAUGGCUGAUAUGUUGCAAGAUGCAUUUGGGUUUCAUGAUCAUAUGACCAUGCCUUCUUCUCCAGAGGUAGUUGGAGCUGAAAACUCUAAUUCAUCUGUUGAUGCCCAAAAGUUCUACAAGUUACUUGAAGAUGCAAACACAGAUCUUUUUCUUGGAGCACGAGUAAAGAAGCUUGAAUUUUUAGUGAGGUUAUAUAAUAUUAAGAGUUCACACUCAAAUAGUGAUGGAUCUUUUGAAGAAACUCUUGAUCUAUUGAGAGAUACCUUUCCUAAAAGCACGACACUUCCGAAGAAUUUUCACAAGACCAAAAAAUUGAUCAAGGACAUUGGGUUGUCAUAUGAAAACAUUGAUGCAUGUCCUAAUGAUUGUAUGUUGUAUUGGGGGAAAGACCACGAACAAGAUCAGUCUUGUGAGCAUUGUGGUGCUAGCCGAUGGAUUAAGAAGAAAAAUGGCAAUGAAGAUGGUGGAAAACCAAAAGCUGCUAAGACUUUACUUUAUUUUCCAUUGGCUCCUAGAUUGCAGCGUUUGUAUAUGUCUCGCCAUACUGCAGAUGAUAUGUCUUGGCACUCUAAAGUUCGGACAAAAGACGGGGUUCUUCGACACCCUGCCGAUUCUCCAGCUUGGGCACAUUUGGAUGAAAAGUAUCCAGAUUUUGGUAACGAGUGUCGUAAUGUCCGCUUGGGUUUGGCUAGUGAUGGUUUUAAUCCUUUUGGAAUGAGUAGGACUAUACAUAGUACAUGGCCUGUUGUGAUGUCUGUUUACAAUCUACCUCCUUGGUUAUGCAUGAAACAGCCAUACUUGUUCUUAUCAUUGCUUAUACCAGGCCCAAAAGGACCCGGUAAUAAUAUUGAUGUGUACUUACAGCCAUUAGUGGAAGAGCUCAAGAUGUUGUGGAAUGAAGGAGUAGAGACAUAUGAUGCAAUCAAGAAAGAAAUGUUUAGGCUGCGAGCUGCUGUGUUAUGGACUAUUAAUGAUUUUCCUGUAUAUGCCAUGUUAUCUGGUUAUAGCACAAAAGGUUUCAAAGCUUGUCAGGUAUGUGUUGAAGAUACAGAGUUAGUUAGGCUCAAGAAUUGUAAAAAGUUGGUAUUUAUGGGAGCUCGUCGAUGGUUGUGUGAUGAUCACCGCUACCGCGGAUGGAAGAAUAAUUUCAAUGGUAAGGUUGAACGAAGACCUCACCCAAAUGGUUUGACGGGUUCACAAUGUCUAAGAGCAACUCGUGGUUUGAUAAUUAAAUUUGGGAGAAGGAAAAAGAAAAAAGGAACUCGAAAACGUAAGCGGAAUGAUCAAACACCGCCUGAGGAGGACUUUGGUAAUUGGAGGAAGAGGAGUAUAUUUUUUGAAUUGCCUUACUGGGAGCAUCUUUUAUUGCGACAUAAUUUAGAUGUCAUGCAUAUUGAGAAAAAUGUCACUGAUAGUGUUCUUGGUACCUUACUUGGACUGCAAGGGAAAAAUAAAGAUAGUAAAAAUGCUCGAAACAACAUGGUUCUUCUCAAUGUCAAGCAUGGUCUUCAUCCUGUAACCACUGAAGGGAAUAACGAUACCAUAUAUCCUCCAGCUAGCUUUAAUCUGUUAAAAGAUGAGAAAACGAUGAUGUGUGAAGUCAUGGCUGACUAUUGA
Molecule: messenger RNA, 1731 nt
Organism: Fragaria vesca subsp. vesca
Lineage: Eukaryota; Viridiplantae; Streptophyta; Magnoliopsida; Rosales; Rosaceae
Exons: 1
Coding region: 1-1731 (576 amino acids)
Source: RefSeq, a predicted model, not a curated record